This is a messenger RNA of Cuscuta epithymum, 5880 nucleotides long. The record is from the annotation of a GenBank genome assembly. Lineage: Eukaryota; Viridiplantae; Streptophyta; Magnoliopsida; Solanales; Convolvulaceae.
GUUGAAGACAGCUGACGUCAUCGCUGACGUCAUCAGCCAGCCAGAGCUGCGUCAGCGACACCUCAGCGCCACAUGUGCAGUCCCAGCACAGUCAGCCGCCACGUCACUAGUCAACUGCCAACUUUCACCAGCGCCCAGUCAGCUGCCACGUCAUCGCCCAAUCACCGCCACGUCACUGCCACGUCAUCUGCCACGUCACCGAAGGUGAAAAUGACCUUUGACGAGUCAACUUCAUCUUCCGGAGCUAUGAUUAUGCUCACGGCUACCAACUACACGCUAUGGAAACCUCGGAUGGAAGAUUUCCUUAGCUGUAAAGACCUUUUUGAUCCAGUAGAGAUGAAAGGUAUUAAUCCUGACCCGGCCAAGUCAACAGAGUGGAAGAAAAUUAAUAGAAAAACUAUUGGUCAAAUCCGACAAUGGAUUGACCAUAGUGUCUUCCACCAUGUUGCACAAGAAACCGAUGCUUAUGCCCUUUGGAAAAAGCUAGAAGAUAUGUACCAGGCCAAGACCGCUAGGAACAAGGCCCUACUGAUGAGGCGUCUUGUCAAUAUGAAGCUCAAAAGUGGAACUUCUGUUGCCGAACAUACUAGUCAAUUUCAGAGUCUGGUAAAUCAACUAUCUUGUGUAGAAAUGCCACUUGGAGAUGAAAUGCAAUCUCUACUGCUUCUUAGUUCCCUUCCUGAUAGUUGGGAGACACUAGUUGUUACUCUCAGCAACUCAGCCCCAGAUGGCAAACUUACCAUGUCUGUGGUCAAGGAUGCAUUGUUCAAUGAGGAGGCAAGAAGGAAAGACAUGAGCACAGAUGAGACUCAUGCCCUUGUGACAGAGAAUAGAGGAAGAUCACAAGGAAAACAACAAAGAAACAGUAGAGGGAAAUGGCAAAGCAGGGGCAAAAGUCGGGGGAGAUCAUCAGAUGGCCGGAAACCUUCUUAUACCUGCCACCAUUGCGGUAUAGAGGGUCACAUGAAGAAGAAUUGCUACAAAUUGCUAGAGGAGCGAGGCAAGAGCAAUUCUCAAGUGAAGAGCAAGGGUGGUGAAGCGCUCAUCACAAUCUCAGGUGAUGUGGCGUAUUGUACUAUCAAUGAUGAAACAUGCCUUCACGUCUCAAGAGAGGACACUGAAUGGGUGGUAGAUACUGCAGCAUCCUACCAUGUUACUCCCCACAGGUACUACUUCACAACUUACAAAGCUGGAGACUUUGGAGCAGUGAAGAUGGGCAAUUCCAGUUCAUCUGAAAUAGCUGGAAUUGGUGAUGUACAAAUAAAGACGAGUUCUGGGAGCACAAUCACUUUGAAGGAUGUCAGACAUGUUCCAGACCUUCGUCUCAAUCUCCUGUCAGUGGUAUGUCUUGACGAACAGGGGUAUGAAAACUACUUUAACAGGGGCACCUGGAAAAUGUCAAAGGGCAUUUUGACAAUCGCUCGAGGACAUGUUUGUGGCACAUUGUACAAAACCCAUUUGAGGAUUUGUACGGAAAGCCUCAACAUUGCUGAGGAGACUUCUCAGAAUCUGUGGCACCUGAGACUCGGCCACAUCGGUGAGAAAGGGCUGACUACCUUGAUUAAGAAGAACCUUAUCAACAUCGACAAGAAUGCUGCACUGGGUCCUUGCAGUCAUUGUCUGUUUGGUAAGCAUCAUAGAGUAUCAUUUAGUUCUACUUCAGCUAAAAGAUCAGAGUUGUUAAGUUUGGUACACUCCGACGUCUGUGGUCCUUUCGAGGUGGAAUCAAUCGGUGGAAGCAGAUAUUUUCUGACUUUUAUUGAUGAUGCUUCUCGGAAAGUGUGGGUGUAUUUCCUGAUUACGAAAGAUCAGGUAUUUGAGUGCUUCAAGACAUUUCACGUCUUGGUGGAACGUGAAACGGGAAAGAAGCUGAAAUGUCUCCGAUCUGAUAAUGGAGGCGAGUAUACUUCUAAGGCGUUCGAUGCAUAUUGUAGAGAAUAUGGCAUUCGACAUGAGAAGACAGUACCACGCACCCCUCAGCACAACGGCGUUGCUGAAAGAAUGAACCGGACUAUCAUGGAGCGUGUCCGGAGCAUGCUGAAUAUGGCUAAGCUUCCGAAGUCAUUCUGGGCAGAAGCAGUCAACACCACAUGCUACCUUAUCAACCGAUCACCUUCGGUACCACUGAACUUUGAAGUUCCAGAGAGGUUAUGGACAGGUAAGGAUCCUACAUACUCACAUCUUAGAGUAUUUGGCUGUUCAUCAUAUGCACAUGUAUCCAAAGAGCUCAGGCAGAAGCUCGAUGCAAGAACUAUCCCAUGCAUUUUGGUUGGCUAUGGAAAUGAAGAGUUUGGAUACAGGCUAUGGGAUCCUAAGGAGAAAAAGGUGUUCAGAAGUAGGGAUGUUGUGUUCCACGAAGAUUUGACAAUAGAAGACAUUGAAAAACCCACAAUGUCUCGGAAGUCAAAUGAGGGUGUUCAAGUUUCAAAUGAAGCACCAGAAGAGGACAAAGUGCAUGAAGAUAACUCAGAAACAGAAGAAGGCGAGGAGACAGAAGAGAGUGCAGAGCAAGGGGAGACACAAUCCACCCCGCCAGACACAGAUGAUGGUAGCUCUUCUCAGAUGGUUCCUACUGUUCGUAGAUCUGAACGAGGGCAUAUACCAUCGACAAGGUACACAUCAUCCGAAUAUCUUUUGUUAACUGAAGAUGGAGAACCGGAGAGUUUUCAAGAAGCUGUAUCUCAUAAGGAUAAAGAAAAAUGGCUAAUAGCAAUGCAGGAUGAGUUAGAAUCUCUGCAGAAAAAUCAAACUUAUGAGAUCGUAGAACUUCCUAAAGGGAAGAAGGCACUAAGGAACAAAUGGGUGUUCAAGCUGAAGAAGGAUGCAAGCGGACAAGUGGUGAAACACAAAGCUCGGUUGGUUGUCAAAGGGUUCCAGCAGAAGAAAGGAAUUGACUUUGAUGAGAUCUUUGCACCAGUUGUCAAGAUGACCUCAAUCCGAGUUAUUCUUGGCUUGGCAGCAAGUAUGAACUUGGAGCUUGAACAGAUGGAUGUGAAGACAGCAUUUCUUCACGGAGAUUUGAAAGAAGAAAUCUACAUGCAGCAGCCGGAAGGUUUUGAGAACUCAAAUGAUAACUUUGUGUGUAAGUUAUCUAAAAGUUUGUAUGGCUUGAAGCAGGCACCAAGGCAGUGGAAUAAGAAGUUUGACUCAUGCAUGAAGAGUCAAGGCUACAAGAAGACUACUGCAGAUGAGUGUGUAUACAUCAAGAAACUUCCAGACGGUACCUUCAUUGCUCUUCUACUAUAUGUAGACGACAUGUUGAUCGUUGGGAAAGAUGCAGUGAAGAUAAACCAACUGAAGAAAGAACUCUCUAAGUCUUUUGAUAUGAAAGACUUAGGACCGGCUCAACAGAUUCUUGGGAUGCAGAUCACUCGAGACAGGAAGAAUCGCAAGUUAUGGCUAUCUCAGGAGAAGUACAUUGAACGAGUACUUGAGAGAUUCAACAUGAAUGAUGCCAAGCCAGUAAGUGUUCCACUUGCGAAUCACUUCAAGUUGAGCAAAAGAACAUGCCCUACAUCCAAGGAAGAGAUCGGGGAGAUGUCAGCAGUUCCAUAUUCUUCAGCAGUUGGGAGUUUGAUGUACGCCAUGGUAUGCACAAGGCCAGACAUCGCACAGGCAGUGGGUACAGUGAGUCGUUUUCUCUCUAACCCCGGGAAGGAGCAUUGGGAGGCAGUCAAAUGGAUUCUCAGGUACUUGAAAGGUACCACGAAGUUAUGUCUUUGUUACGGAGGAGCUGAUCCAGUCUUGGAAGGCUACACAGAUGCUGAUAUGGCAGGAGAUACUGAUAGUAGAAAGUCUACUUCAGGAUAUAUCUACACUUUUGCAGGGGGAGCCGUUUCUUGGCAAUCAAGAUUGCAGAAGUGUGUCGCUUUAUCUACUACAGAAGCAGAAUACAUUGCUGCCGCUGAAGCAGGUAAGGAAAUGUUGUGGCUAAAGCGUUUUCUCCAAGAACUUGGGAUCCAGCAGAAAGAGUACAAGGUACAUUGUGACAGUCAGAGUGCUCUAGACUUGAGCAAGAAUUCUAUGUACCAUUCUCGUACAAAGCAUAUUGACAUUCGGUAUCAUUGGAUACGGGAGACGAUUGAUCAACAACUGUUGAGACUAGUGAAGAUCAAUACAAAGGAGAAUCCAUCAGACAUGCUGACGAAGGUGGUAACACGAGAUAAGCUAGAGCUAUGCAGAGACAUAGUCGGGAUGCUUGUUUUGAAUAUGCCUGGAAGGGGAGAAUUGAAGAAUUCAAUUUCCAGGUCAUAUCCAAGUACAAGCAAAUUGAAGAAUCCAAUUCCUAAUGUCCCUGAAGUUUCCUCCAUGUGCAAGAAUGACAAAGGGAUCUUCCAUACACCUAGGAGUGACCUUCCUUCCAACCACCAUUGAAGCUUCCUUCCACCUUCAUAGUACCUAGUUUUGGUGCUAUAAAUAGAGAGCUUGGAGAGUCUUUCUAUCAUCAAGUAAAUUAGAAUAGAUCAUCAUAGCACAACCAAGAAGAGUUGUGAAUAUCCUUGAGAGAUAUGUGAGGUGUUGUUUUGAGAGUUUUUAGUUAGAGCUUGUAUGUCUCUUCUUUCUAUUCUUGAAAGUAAUAGAAGUGUUUUUCUCUCAUAUUAGCACGAUCCUGUUAUUCCCAACAUGAGGGUCUCCAGAAGCCAAUUCCCCCGAACCUAGUGGCGGCCUCCUUCACGGACUCAAACGGAGCGGAGGUGUCGAUUUCCGCCCUAGAAACCGCCUUCUUUUGCUCCUCCGGUGGAACCUGGCCAAUGUCGGGACCCAUCUUGAGAUCCGAGGCAUGCCCAUUUUCCGCCUGAGCUCCAGUGGGGUCAGAAACAGCUGCAAGAAAAUCCAUUAUUGGAGCAAAACCCUAAGCAAGAUCCUACCAAACCAGAAGCACAGAAGACAAAGAGGAAGAACAAAAGAAAGCGGAGAGUGGGUAGUGAAUAAGUGACCGAAUCCCUAAGAAAGAGUCAACUAAACGUAGUUAACAGAAGGAGAAAAGCAAAGGAAGUGGUGAAGAAGACAGAAAAGUGGUAGGGGUAGGGAAGUGAUGAGUGAAGAGUGAGGCGUGUAGUUGACCGUUGUGUGAUGUUUUUCUCAUGGGCAAUGUACCGUUGGAGGCUUCCAGUAGGCCCCACUAUCGAAGAGCUUUAUCGAAUAUUGUGGAGGGAAUGCAUUUCAAUUCGUACUUUGCUCUAAAUUCUGUCAACUUUGGGCUUUCUCCCUUUCUCAAUUAAGUUCAUCAUAUCCUUUUCGGGUAGUCCCUGAAUUAAGUUUUUCUUUCUUUAUUUGGCAAAUUAACUACAUCAAAACAGUAUCAAACAGUGUAAAAAAGUGUCAAAUAAUGUUUUAAACAGUGUUAAAAUUAUAAAGUUUACCCUAAUAAUUUUUUCCUUAAUAAAUGUUAAAAGUAAUGGAGUAUUUGAGGAGUAUUUGGAGCACGGAUGGAGUAUUUGAUACUUUGAAAUGUGAAAUCACUUUUUCCUUUUAAAUUCGAUUCUAGAUUACUAAAGUACUCCAUAGUAAAGUUAAGUGAACCGAAUUUAAUUGAAUUGGGAAAACGGCGGAUCGGCCGGCUUUUGGUGUUUCAACGGAUAUUGAGAAGUUGCAAGUCAUGGUGACUCAACAAGACAUUUGGAAGGUUGCAAGUCAUGACGACUCAGUCAGCUCAAUGAUGAUAGACUUUGUACCCGUACGCACCAGUAUUUAGUCCAACAUGCAUGAUUUAUUACAGCUUUCAAAGCACUAAACUAAAAAAUUAAUGAUUUGAUAAAAAUAAUGGCGGAAAAGUCGAAAAAUCAGAUUUUAAGCUUGUAACAUACUCCGUAUAUCUGAAUUUGGCAUGAAAAGCUUUAGAAAAAAUAAAAUAAAUACCGUAAUUGAUAAUUUGCCAAU